AUAUUUUGCCUGUCACAAACUACACAUCAUGGCUCAAUCACUCCCUGCUAUGAAGACGAACCCCAAGUUCAUCUUUUUUACCGACUUUGAUGGAACCAUCACCCUCUUUGACAGUGAGUAUUUCUCUCUUGCAACUUCGCCUUCUGCUGCAUUUUCUAUCAUUCUCUACAUUACCGACAAUGUUGGCUUCGGCUACGAGAAGAGACGUGAGGGUAACAUGAACGUCCUGAACGGCACCGAGAGCUUCAGAGACUCCUUCAAGCGCAUGAUGGACAGUGUCAAGAUGCCUUACGACGAGUGCAUCAAGUACGUCUCAGAAAACGUCAAGCUCGACCCUGGUUUCAACGACUAUCUGCAGUGGGCCAUCAAGAACAACAUCCCCACAGUUGUUCUGUCAUCUGGCAUGGAGCCCAUCAUCCGCGCCAUCCUCGAGAAGCUUGUUGGCGAGAACGCAAAGUACAUCGAUGUCAUCUGCAACAACAUCCAGGCAAGACCUGGCAAGCAGGUUAACGAGGAAGGUGGUUGGGAGCUCGUCUACCACGAUGACUCUCACUUUGGUCACGACAAGAGCUUGACCAUUCGCCCUUACGCUCAGCUUCCUGCUGACCAGCGUCCUACUCUGUUCUAUGCCGGUGACGGUGUAUCGGAUUUGAGCGCUGCUAAGGAGACUGACCUUCUGUUUGCCAAGUCUGGGCACGACAACAUUCCCUUCACUGUCUUUGAGGACUGGAGCCAGAUCAAGGCCAAAGUCCAGCAAGUCGGCAAGGUCUCCGUCCAGGAGGCUGCCAAGCAAGGUGUUGAGGCCUACGAAAAGGGUCAGGCUGGUGUCAAGCCCACCGCU
Molecule: messenger RNA, 841 nt
Organism: Aureobasidium vineae
Lineage: Eukaryota; Fungi; Ascomycota; Dothideomycetes; Dothideales; Saccotheciaceae
Source: the annotation of a GenBank genome assembly